Messenger RNA from Macadamia integrifolia, 1702 nucleotides. RefSeq names its product WD repeat-containing protein 20 homolog. Gene Ontology annotation, molecular function: protein binding. The record is from RefSeq and is a predicted model, not a curated record. Lineage: Eukaryota; Viridiplantae; Streptophyta; Magnoliopsida; Proteales; Proteaceae.
GGUCAUGGACAGAGUGUCGUUAGUUAUUUGUUAUUGUGCGAGACAGGCUGAGAGCAGAGAGAGAGAGAGUGAGUGAGAGGUACGAAGAAGAAGAAGAAGAAGAGGAUCAGUACUCCAAUCAGUGAAUCAAAAAGCAAGCAGCAGAUUGUAACAAAGCCGACCUGCAAUUCCAAUUCCAUCUCCGAGUCCGAUCGUUGAAAAAUUGCCGUACCUUACAGCUUUUUUCGAUGAAUCGCACUUUAUAGAAUCAGUCCUUGAUCUGGUACCAGCAAAUUCCAUUUGGAUCCAAUUCACAGGAACGAUAGAAAGGAAGAACACCAAAAGGAGACAACAACGGAGGAGAAGAGAGAACCGACAGUUUCUAGCAGGAAACAAGCAUAGAUAGCGAGCGAGCGAGAGGGGAUUCCAUUUGUCAUGAUCUCAUGUGCAAGGACCUAUCGUCGCCAGUAUGAUUCACAGCAGCAGCAACACCAACAGCAACGGGUUGAUGUCUUCAUCGUCGGUGAACGCACAAUCUCCAGGGCUUAAGACCUAUUUCAAGACUCCCGAAGGCCGUUACAAGCUCCAAUACGAGAAAACUCACCCUCCCGGUCUCCUUCACUACGCCCAUGGCAAAGCCGUUACUCAGGCCACCCUUGCUCAUCUCAAGGACAAACCCUCACAAGUAUCACCUUCCCCUACUUCGAGCUUGAGCGCCGGCAGUGGAGUCAGAUUAGCGGCUGCGAGGUUAUUGGGUGGCGGGAACGGCAGCCGUGCACUUAGCUUUGUAGGUGGGAAUGGUUCGAGUAAAGCCCUCUCGGGGUCUAGUAGGAUUGGUUCAUUGGCGACUUCCAGUUCGAGUUAUAGCACUCCAGCUACUUCGAAUUAUGAUGGCAAAGGGACUUACUUGAUAUUCAAUGUGGGAGAUACCCUUUUCAUUAGCGACUUCAAUUCUCAAGAUAAGGAUCCUAUUAAAUCUAUCCAUUUCAGCAAUUCAAAUCCGGUGUGCCACGCAUUUGAUCCCGAAGCUAAGGAUGGGCAUGACUUGCUUAUUGGAUUGAAUUCUGGAGAUGUCUAUUCGGUGUCACUAAGGCAACAAUUGCAAGAUACUGGAAAGAAGCUUGUUGGGGCUCAACAUUACAACAAAGAUGGUUCCAUUAAUAGCAGUCGAUGUACUAGUAUUGCAUGGGUACCCGAUGGUGAUGGUGCUUUUGUCGUAGCUCAUGCUGAUGGAAACUUGUACGUUUAUGAAAAGAGCAAGGAUGGGGCUGGAGAUUCUAUAUUCCCUGUUAUCAAGGAACAAACUCAAUUUUCUGUUGCACAUGCGCGAUCUAGUAAGAGCAACCCAGUGGCCAGAUGGCAUAUUUACCAGGGUUCAAUCAAUAGCAUUGCUUUCUCGUCAGAUGGAACAUAUUUGGCAACUGUUGGAAGAGAUGGUUACUUACGGGUAUUUGACUAUUCAAAAGAACUGCUAAUAUGUGGUGGGAAAAGCUAUUACGGCGCUCUACUGUGCUGUGCUUGGAGCAUGGAUGGAAAGUACAUUCUAACCGGAGGUGAAGAUGAUCUAAUACAAGUUUGGAGCAUGGAAGACCGGAAAGUCGUGGCAUGGGGUGAGGGGCACAGCUCAUGGGUUAGUGGAGUUGCUUUUGACUCAUACUGGUCAUCACCUACUUCAGAUGGCACAGGGGAAAAUGUCGUGUACCGUUUUGGUUCUGUUGGUCAG